Chaetomium fimeti is the source of this 2101-nucleotide messenger RNA. RefSeq names its product MFS sugar transporter-like protein. Lineage: Eukaryota; Fungi; Ascomycota; Sordariomycetes; Sordariales; Chaetomiaceae. The record is from RefSeq and is a predicted model, not a curated record. The coding region runs from base 176 to 1780 and encodes 534 amino acids. Gene Ontology annotation, molecular function: carbohydrate:proton symporter activity. Gene Ontology annotation, biological process: carbohydrate transport; transmembrane transport. Gene Ontology annotation, cellular component: membrane. The transcript has 6 exons.
ACUGACUCGCCCCUUUUCAACACAAUAUACGGGUCCCACGUCCUUCUCUUGGACAGAUAGAUUUCAUCAUCAUUUUGUAUUGCCAGGGCCGUCGUGUUGCCCCUGGCUCCCCGGUGCUACUCACCCACUCACCUUAACACUUGAGAAACAACCCACUAGGGGACAUCUCGCCACCAUGUACGAAGCUAGCAAUGCGGGCGGUCUCUUCGGCUUCGACAUCAGCUCCAUGUCAGGCGUCCUAGGCACCGAGGCAUACAAGCGCUACUUCAACAACCCGCUCUCGUACGCCCAGGGUGGUAUCACAGCUUCGAUGCCGGCGGGCAGCCUGGUCGCCUCGCUGUUGUCGUCCUUCAUCGCCGACAAGUACUCGCGUAAAGUCGCCCUCCAGUUCUCCUGUGUCCUCUGGAUCAUCGGCUCCAUCCUCAUGGCCGCCGCCCAGAACAUUCCCAUGCUCUGCGUCGGGAGAGUCAUUUGCGGCUUCUGUGUCGGCAUUGCCUCGGCCAUUGUGCCCGUUUACCAGUCCGAGAUUGCGCCCAAGGAGAUUCGAGGAAGAGUGGUUUCCCUGCAACAGUGGGCCAUCACAUGGGGAAUCUUGAUCCAGUACUUUAUUCAAUUCGGUGCAGCCGAGGGCAUUGGCGGCGGACCGACCGACCCGAACCAGCCAACCGCUGCCUUUCGCAUCCCCUGGGGAGUCCAAAUGGUUCCUGCCGUCAUCCUCUUGGUCGGCUUGUUCUUCUUCCCCUACAGCCCCCGCUGGCUUGCUUCCAAGGACCGCAUGGACGAAGCCCUCCGGGUGCUCGCACGCCUCCACGGCGGGGGCGAUAUCAAUCACCCCAAGGUUCUUGCGCAGUACCAGGAAAUCGAAGAAGCGCUACGGUUCGAGAGGGAGCAGGCCACGUCGUCGAUCAAGGACCUUGUUGCUCCGAGGAUGUACAAGCGCGUGCUCCUGGGUAUGAGCAUCCAGAUGUGGUCUCAGCUUUCCGGGAUGAAUAUCAUGAUGUACUACAUCGUCUACAUCAUGCAGGGUGCCCAGAUCGCUUCCCCGCUUGCCACCGCAUCCAUCCAGUACGUGAUCAACGUCGUCUUGACACUACCCGCCAUCGUCUUCCUCGACAAGUGGGGCCGCCGUCCCUCACUCAUCUUCGGUUCCUUUGGCAUGAUGACUUGGCUCUUUAUCUCCGGCGCCCUCCAGCAGUACUACGGCCAGCCCAACACGGGAGACGUCUGGUCGCGCGAAACCAGCGACAUCACCUGGGUCGUGCACGACAACCGCCCGGUCUCGUCGGCCAUCGUCUCGUGCUCCUACCUCUUCGUCGCCACCUUCGCCACCACCUGGGGCCCCGUGUCGUGGACCUACCCGGCCGAGAUCUUCCCCAGCAAGAUCCGCGCCAAGGCGGUCUCCCUGGCGACCGCCACCAACUGGUUCUGGAACAUGGUGCUGGCCUUCGCCGUCCCGCCGCUGCUGUGGAACAUCUCGUACAAGAUGUACUACAUCUUUGGCGCCUUCAACGCCGCCGCCUUUAUCCACAUGGCGCUGAUGGCUCCCGAGACCAAGGGCUUUACGCUCGAGGAGAUGGACGACGUGUUCAACUCGGGCCUGCCGGCGUGGAAGAGGUACCAGAAGCCUAGCCGGCUGGAGGAGUUGGAGAGGGAGAUUGAGGCGGGCAAUUUGAAGGUUGAUGUUCCUGUGGGCGGUCAAACCACAGCUGCGAGUGGUACUGCUGCUCCGGCGGCGACAGAGUCUGAGAAGAAGCCAGAGCAGGCGGCCACUACGUCUUAGGUUGUUCCAUGGGUCUUGGUGGGAUAAUGGUGGUACGUAAUAUGUACACGACUUCCUUGAGCAACGGGAAUGUUUGGCGAAUGCACGUGUUUCAAGUGUUAGAUUGGCGAUUAGCUGCUGUCAAUACUCCUAUCUGGAAUCAAAGUGUUGGUCAGAGUCCUCGUGAAACCAGUACUUAGGAACAUGUCCGUUCGGGAUCAACGCCGUGGAAGAUGAACAUGUGGCUGAGCAUCGUGUCCUUCGUUUUUGGAAAAUGCUCAAUAUGUAGGCGCAAACAGCUCUAGCGUAUGUACUAGCUACGACUAAUCAACUUGACAAACA